UUGAAACAUGUCAGAUAGCACGGAAAGUUCUGCAUACUUCUACCGGAUCAUAACUUUAGUUGUGGAUGUAGGAACUGUUACUUUGCGGGAAGUUUUUUACUCCAAAUGUCCAAAGGCUACUGUGACUACACUUUUCACAAGUCCCACAAUAUCGUCUGAAUUUAUUAAGCUCAAAUCAAAGAAGAUUCUUACCAGUAUUCAGUAUCAACAGGUAACUGUUAAUCCAGAUCCAGACACAUAUGAUAUCUCUCUACUAAUUACACUCUUGACAAAUAAAAAGAUUUGUGAAAUUACUGAACCUGCAAAGGGAUGGGGACAGAUUCCACCAGAUACUGAUUUAUCGUUAGGGGCAGACCUUCUGCGGGUCAGAGAUAUUAGAAAUCAAAUUGUAGGGCAUCGACCAAAUGCGCAGCUAGAAGAAAAAGAAUUUCAAGUAUUAUGGGGCAACAUUGAGUCAUUACUGGUCAGGAUUGCUAGACAUGUUGGCUCUACAGAGGAAGCCAAAAUCAAACAAAUGAUCGAAAGUUCUAAGACACGAGUGCUUGAGCCAUUAGAUGACAGGGAGAAGAAAUUGUUGCAAGUAUUUGUUGAAUGGCAAAAGAAGGAUACAGAAAAGUACCAGGCACAGCUGCUUGAUGUGCAGAAAUCCCUUGAUCAUCUUCACUUGAAGGUCGAUGGUAUCCAUAAUACAGAUGACACAGGAGCUUCAAGCUCGGAUGAUACACUUACGUCACUGCAGUCUCAAGUUCAGAGUAUUGCUCAGAAUAUUGGCAACUUGGCUCAACAAGGAGCAGUGCAUGAGAUUCAUGAAAAUUUGCAGUCCAUGCACGGUGUUAUUGGUGGCAUGCAUCAGACAACACAGAUGUUGAAGAAGCAACUUGAGGAUUAUAAAUGUCAAAUGGAAUUACUUACACCACAGAUACAAGCUGCUG
Molecule: messenger RNA, 932 nt
Organism: Mercenaria mercenaria
Lineage: Eukaryota; Metazoa; Mollusca; Bivalvia; Venerida; Veneridae
Exons: 3
Source: RefSeq, a predicted model, not a curated record